AUGUUGCUACAUCAGAAAGUUAAGAAGGAAGAUAAGGAGGACAAAGUUCUCGUACCGGUUGAAGAGCUUUCUCCCAUUGCACGACCUCUUGCAGUGAAGAAGCUGUUGAAGAAGGUGCAUAAGACAGUGAAAAGGGCAUCAAAGGCUCGUCAGGUGAAGCGUGGUGUGAAGGAAGUUGUUAAGGGCAUAAGAAAGGGUGACAAGGGGCUUCUUGUUCUCGCCGCUGACAUCUCCCCCAUUGACAUCAUCUCCCACCUCCCCGUACUCUCUGAAGAGGCGGAUAUUCCGUACAUCUUCGUAUCUUCCAAAGUUGAACUUGGUGCUGCCAGUGCGACAAAGCGGCCGACAAGCUGUGUGCUGGUGUGCCCCGAUUUGAAGCGGAAGAAGGCAGUGGCACACAAGGAAAAUGCAGAGGUGACGGAGGAUUAUCGGGAGCUGUAUGAUGAGGUAGUGAAGGAGGUGAAGGAUAUGGUAGGUGGCUCCCAAUCGCGAUCACAACACUUGGCUUAUUUUUUCUUGUCAGGAUGA
Messenger RNA from Dacryopinax primogenitus, 528 nucleotides. Its product is annotated as L30e-like protein. Gene Ontology annotation, molecular function: box H/ACA snoRNA binding. The record is from RefSeq and is a predicted model, not a curated record. NCBI's taxonomy places the organism in Eukaryota, Fungi, Basidiomycota, Dacrymycetes, Dacrymycetales, Dacrymycetaceae. Gene Ontology annotation, biological process: rRNA pseudouridine synthesis; snRNA pseudouridine synthesis; ribosome biogenesis. The transcript has 3 exons. Bases 1 to 528 code for a protein of 175 amino acids. Gene Ontology annotation, cellular component: nucleolus; box H/ACA snoRNP complex.